CGUCACACGUUAGGAAGUCAUGUCCGUUGAACCAACCGGCUUCUUGACGUUGCAUCCCGUCCUGUGAUAGCGCCUACUGAGAGACGCACGAGAUGUUGCUGCUGGUGCUGAGUGCCCUCCUCCUUCUCUUCUGCAACCUGGAUGUGUGGUACUUCCUGCGGGGGGCCCAGGUUUUUAUAGAAGCAUGGUUCCUACCCAGAGUGGAAGACAUUCUGGCUGAGCAAAGUAUCGAUGGCAUGGUCCUUCCUCAUGAUUUAGACUACCUGGGCCAUAUGAACAACUCUAGAUAUCUGAGGGAGUGUGACUUUGCCCGCUUCCACCACUACAUGAGAAAUGGGUUGUUCAUGGCCUCACGUAAACUUGGGGCCAAAAUGGUAGUAGGGGCCUCCACCAUUCGGUAUAGGCGCUCUUUGGCCUUCAGAGAGACUUUCCAGAUUCGUACCAAAGUGCUAGGCUGGGAUGAUAAGGCCUUUUACUUAGAGCAGCGCUUUGUGUCCAAGAGAGAUGGCUUUGUAUCUGCAGUCAUGCUUUGCAGGCAGAAUGUGGUGGGCAGCAGCCCAGAAAGCAUUAUGGAAUUUGUCUACAAGAAGAGGAUUGAGUGUCCACAGUUUCCAGAGGAGCUCAAACACUGGAUCAGCUUCAUUUCAGCCAGCAGCCAGGCGCUGAGAGCAGAAAGCGGCCUGGAGGACAAAAAUAAGUGAAGGCGCACAAGAUACUUUGGUAUCAUGAGUGGCGACGCAUAUCUCAGCAUUGCACACACUCAAACAUACCCGCUCCUUUCAGAGUGUUUUAGUCAUCUUCAAAUACUCUAUAUAUUCUGAUUUGGGGCCAGUCUUACACACUGUUUCUUAAUUGUUUGGUUUGUUUGAUGUGAAAAAUUUUUAUUUACUGCAGCUAAGUAUAAAAAAAACUUGAAAUGAAGGAAACGUUUACUUUAAAACAAAGUGAAUCCAAAACAAAGCUUUAUCUUUGUGACUUACCAAGUAGUUGACUGUGAGUUGGGUGUUUUCAAACAUCUUCGUUCUCAUCUGAAAACGUCACAGAAUUUCAGAUUAGCAUGUAGCGCAAACAUUAAUAUUCUACUGGCCUAAAUGCAUGUUUCAAAACAAUCUGAAUAUUUUUCAAGCCUGUUUCUUAUAGUUUAGUUACAGUUAUGAUUUAGAAUGAAAAACCAAAAACAUGUUUAAUGAAUUAUUUGAAUUGGUAUAUUGAGCAUGUUUUGAUGAGGUCUAAUCCCAUGAUCAGUAUUUUUGAAGAGGUUACUACCUGUUAACAAUCUGAAAGGGAAUUUUCUAUUUUUAAAAAUAUAGCUAAACAGUUAUCAGCACUUUAUUUCACCAGACUGAGAAAAAAAGAGACAUUAUUAAAAAGGAUGACCUUCAUUAGAGCUGCAUGUGAUUUUUAGGAGAAUGUUUUUGAUUGGCAGGUAUGAUAAUCAACAGCUAACAGGAGGUUGCUGGCAACUUUUCAAAACCUGCCACGCACAAGAAAGUAUGAGUGUUUUUGUGCUCUUAUUGAGAAAAUAAUUGAAAUGUGCAAACAUGUCAUUUAUGCGUCAGUUUUCUUUUUGUGACCAAAUUAACAUAUUGUCCUUAGUUAGAGAUAUUACACUUUUAAAAAUGUAUGCCUAAUCUUUUAUGUAUUUAUGCUGUCAAUGCUCUGUUUAAGAAAUCCUGGUUAAAACCUUGAAGUUUGAGGAUAUGGAUUGUAUGUUUGUUUUCCACCUAUUGUUCUUUGAUUUAUGGAAAAUGAUUUGUCAGAUACUAUUUAUUAUGUUUAAUUAUCUUAAUGCAUUUUAAAAUAAAAAUGCACUGAACCUUG
Molecule: messenger RNA, 1821 nt
Organism: Poeciliopsis prolifica (blackstripe livebearer)
Lineage: Eukaryota; Metazoa; Chordata; Actinopteri; Cyprinodontiformes; Poeciliidae
Product: protein THEM6
Exons: 3
Coding region: 93-701 (202 amino acids)
Source: RefSeq, a predicted model, not a curated record